Messenger RNA from Gossypium arboreum, 1770 nucleotides. Its product is annotated as putative clathrin assembly protein At5g35200. Gene Ontology annotation, biological process: clathrin coat assembly. The record is from RefSeq and is a predicted model, not a curated record. Bases 1 to 1770 code for a protein of 589 amino acids. Gene Ontology annotation, molecular function: 1-phosphatidylinositol binding; clathrin binding. The transcript has 11 exons. Gene Ontology annotation, cellular component: clathrin-coated vesicle. Lineage: Eukaryota; Viridiplantae; Streptophyta; Magnoliopsida; Malvales; Malvaceae.
AUGUUGUUAAAGAAAGAAAAGGUGCUGAAGCUGGUUGGUUAUUCAGAUAGCGGUUGGGCUGGUUGUAUUAAUGAUAUGAAAAGCACAUCGGGGUACUUUUUCACCCUUGGCUCGACUGUGUUUUGCUGGAGUUCAAAGAAGCAACAAACUGUUGCUCAAUCCACUGCAGAGGCAAAAUACAUAGCAGCAGCAGUAGCAGUGAAUCAAGCCAUUUGGCUCAGAAAGUUACUGCAUGAUCUGAAUGAGAACCAUUGUGAUCCUACUAAGAUCAUGGUUGACAAUCAGUCGGCUGUUGCCAUAGCCAAGAAUCCAGUUUUUCAUGGCAAAAUCAAGCACUUUAAGAUAAAGUUCCACUUUGUUAGAGAAGCUGAGCAAUCUAAAGAAGUCAGCUUAGUGCAUUGUUGUUCACAAGACCAAUUGGCUGAUAUCUUGACUAAGCCACUUGGUACAGCAAGUCACGAGGAUACUUGCAUUUGCAUUCAGGUUGCGUUGAAAACCUUGAUCGUUAUACACCGUAUAUUAAAACAUGACCCUUCAUUUCACCAAGACUUCUUUAAUUUUGGGCGGGACAGAGGUCUCCUGCUGAACUUAACACAUCUCAGAGAUGAUUCAAGUCCAGAAACAUGGAAUUAUUCUGUUUGGAUUCGUGGAUAUGCUUUAUAUCUGGAAGAGCGUGUAGAAUGCUUCAAUGCAUUGAAAUAUGAUGUUGAUAAAGAUCAAUCGAGAAGCAGAAGGCUCAACACCCCGGAUCUGCUAGAUCAGCUACCUGUCUUGCAAGAGCUUCUCCAUCACCUUCUUAACUGCAAGCUGUACGUUGCUAUUACUGAUGGAAUUCUAAAUCUGAUUGACAAGUACUUUGAGAUGCAGCACCACCAUGCUGUUAGGGCACUAGAGAUUUAUCGCAAGGCAGGAGAACAGGUGUCGCAGUUAUCUGAGGUCUUUGAGAUUUGCAGGGUCCUUCACUAUGGGCAAGGGCAAAAGUACCUUAAGAUUAAACCAAUAACAAAAGAUGAAGGUGCUGCUCCCACAGAAACCCCUGCUCCAGUAUCUGACUUGCUGACAGAUGAUGUUCAAGAAAAAUCUGUUACAUCUUCGGAUAAAACCCAGAGUGAAUCAAGGCAGGCUGUUGGGAAGCUAGACAUUGCUGAUCUUAUAUGCUUUGACGAACCAAGUGAGGAAGGAACUGAACUGAAUGAGAAUAAUCCCCUUGCUCUAGCAAUUGUUAAAUCUGAGAAUCCUCCCAAUGCUGAAAAUGUUGGCAGCUCAGCACCUGCAUUUACAGGUUGGGAGCUUGGACUUUGUGAUGCACCAGUCUCCAAUGGAGCUGCCGUUGCUGAUAAUAAAAUGACUGGCAGCACGAACACAUUAACACCACACAGUUUAUCAACAACAAAUCAACAAAUGGCCUACAACUUCGGUCAGGUGUCGGCCAACCCUUUUGAUGAUUACAACAGCGAGGGUCCCUUUUAUGGAAGCAGUUGUAUCCCACCCGAAGCUAAUGUGCAAACGGCAGCCAUGCCUCAACAGCUACCAUACAUCAUGCCACAGCAGCCUCCUAUGACCAUGGUUGCUUACCAUUCAAUCAGCCCUUCUGCUGUGGCAAAUUACAACCAGAUUCCCACAUUUUAUGGAGGCAGUAAUUUAACACUCUCAACUGAUAUGAAAAAGGCAGUCAUAGCUCCACCACAAACUGAGCUAAAGCAACAGCCUACAUUGGCCAUGGUUGGCUACAAUUCAACCAAACCUUCUAGGAAUCCCUUUGAUAUGUGA